This is a messenger RNA of Fopius arisanus, 3766 nucleotides long. Its product is annotated as sodium-coupled monocarboxylate transporter 1. Lineage: Eukaryota; Metazoa; Arthropoda; Insecta; Hymenoptera; Braconidae. The transcript has 5 exons. Gene Ontology annotation, molecular function: symporter activity. Gene Ontology annotation, biological process: sodium ion transport; transmembrane transport. Bases 514 to 2451 code for a protein of 645 amino acids. Gene Ontology annotation, cellular component: membrane. The record is from RefSeq and is a predicted model, not a curated record.
UUGACGAAUCAAGAACCUCUGCCUCUCCCUUCCAUUUAUUAACUCAAGCUGAAGAUGACGAUAAACAAUGCGAGCGGAAGAUAAGGCGCCUGGAUGUUCUGACACGGUCGUUAGCAUAAUAACACUCAAGUACUUGGUACCCCAACACUUCAGUUCAGUUCGUGCUGACGACUCGAUCGCGUCGCGUUGAUUUGCCAGACAGUGACAACUCUGGAGUUACCACGCGCUAAUUAACGCACACUGUUUAUAAAUACGGCAUUCCACAGACAAAUGAGAAAAUAAUCAAACGUGAUAGCUUGUAAAUACUGCGACGUGGAUUUUCCCAUUAUAUCCUGACCCUCUGAUUACUCUGUGACACAGACCUGAGGUGAAAUAACAAAACCGUCAAUAACCCACACAACUUCGAUCCACUCACCCUAUUAUCACAAGCUGACAAAUUGAAACGAUAGAAAAUCGACAAAAUUACCUGUAUCAUCUUCACAGAGGGUGCGACGAGAAUUGAGGGGCUAAAAAAUGGUCAUGGAGGCAUCAUCAAUGGUGGUGGAUUACCUUGUGUUCAUCGCAGUUAUAAUCGCAUCGUUUAUCAUACCGCUGUGGGGUAAAUUCCGUACGAAGAAAAAGGAGACUAAGGCUAGCUAUGUAUUUGCAACGGGAAGCGUGUCAAUGGGUGCAAUGAUGUUGUCCAUUGCACGUGGUACACUAGGUGUUAGAUCAUUUCUUGGAUAUCCAUCAGAACUUUAUUACCGUGGUAGCGCAAUGUGGGAGACGAUAUAUGGUAUGCUUCUGGCGUAUCCCAUUGUGUGCUACAUCUUCGUACCUGUUUACUACAGUCUGGGCAUAACAUCCGUCUACCAGUACUUGGACAUGAGAUUUCACUCGAAGCUAGUCAGGUGUCUAGCCAGUUUUUCUUAUGUACUGAGGAGUCUUCUUAAUCUUGCUGUCAUUGUCUUCACACCGUGUGUUGCUCUUAACACGGUCAUCGGACUGCCCUACUGGGCUAGUAUCGUGGGAAUCACCACAAUAUCUGUCGUCUUCUCUUCUAUGGGAGGUUUGAAAGCAGCCAUACUUUCAGAUGUAAUACAAGGCCUCACAAUGAUUGGCGUAUCACUAGUGAUCAUUCUCCAAGGUGUCAUUGACGUAGGGGGCCCCGGUACAGUUUUGAACGUGACUCACUCCCACGGACGACUGGAUUUCUUUGAUUUCAAUAUGGAUCCAACCAUUCGCGUUACAACAGUGUCAGCAACAUUGGGGCAAUUGUUCAUGUCGCUCUCCAUAUUUGGGUGCCAGCAGAACUUUGUCCAACGGUACUGCAGCAUGAGCAGUAAAAGCAAAGUCGUAAAAACAAUGAUGGCAAAUAUGCCAGUUAUAACAGUACUAUUUUCACUAUCCUGGGUAGUUGGAAUGGUGAUAUACUCUUCUUACAUAGACUGCGAUCCCCUGAAAGCGGGUUACAUUUCGAAAUUCGACGAAAUAGUUCCAUUCUACGUUGAGGAUAAGUUAUCAUAUCUCCCUGGGCUUCUUGGACUUGUAAUGGCAACCCUCUUCAACAGUGCUCUCACUCUGGCUGUGUCUAAUCUCAAUUCCUUAGCAACAGUUACAUUCGAGGACUUUCUCAGUCAGAUACCAGCUCUGAGUAAUCUCAAGGACCGUCAACAGCUGCAGUUGAUCAAAUUACUCGGUGUUAUAUACGGUAUACUGAUAGUAGGAGCUAGUUUCCUCGUUGGUAUGUUGCCUGGUGUUAUCGAAUCGUCGAUGCUCAUGACAUCAGCCACAUCGGGGCCUCUGCUUGGUGUCUUUCUACUGGCAAUGCUCGUGCCAUGCGCCAAUUGGAAAGGUGCUGCUAUUGGAAUGGUUGUUAGUCACCUUACGUCAAUGUGGCUGACAUUUGGACAUCUCACUGUGACUGCUGGUGCUGAGCCAUUACCCCUCUCAAUUGAGGGAUGCACGAACGAUACAUUCUCAUCCCAUUUGCACCCACCAACAUCCGUCAUUUUCAAUACUACACCCUCUGCAACACCACUCCUCGCAUCUUCGCCAAAGAAUCCUCUCGAAUUGGUAUACAGUAUUACUUACAUGUAUUAUGCACUCAUUGGUAGCAUGACAACGGUUAUCAUUGGUACAAUUGUCAGUUUACUGACAGCUAAUGCCAAGGAGGACGCUUACGAGGAGCAUCUCCUCCAUCCACUGGCUUUGAAAAUAUCAAAGUCCUUACCGGGUUCAUCAAGACUAUACGCUGAGUCGAGAAAACUUGGUGAUGAGCACGACGGAACAAAUCCUGCCUUCACAGCGUCAAUGACAUCAGUCGAGAGUGGGGAUAAAAUCAGUCCACGGGAUCUCGAAAUUAAUGGCAAGGUACCACAGGGUGGACUUGAAUACAUGAGAAAAGUCAAUGCACUUAAGGAUGCGUCAUUGGAGGUUACUCAAGAGGUGAGUAAAGGCACGAGACUCUGAGUAAUUUCUAGCAGAGGGGGAUUCAAUGGGAAAAUGUUCAAUGACGUCAAACUGCAGUGAUAAUACUUGAGAAUUUAUAUUCUUAUGAAUAAUUGACUGUAAGGAAUUAACGAAUAGAUGUUUGUACAUAGCGGGAGAAAUUGUUUACUUGUUCAACGUAAAUGAGCUUUAAUCAUAGGUAAAAUGUAUAUUGUGUAUAUUUUUUUAUAAUUAACUUAGUCAACCCAGUUUGAUGAUACUUCAUAAUACCAACGUCAACAAGUUUUCAAUCGACAUACUCGAGCUUAAUUCGCCAACGGCUCAUUUCGAGAACAUUCAUAAUUGUAUUGUACAGUUAAUGAGAAGACAAUAGGAUUAUUUUAAUAAUUCCAGUGUACUGAAAAGUUUCUGGAUGAAUCAGGGUGAUUAUGAGAGAACCAGUGAGAAUGUUUAUUCGGUGUUGUACGACGAGCCGGUGAGGUUUUAGAGUACUUAACUGCAUGAUUGAGUAAAAGCAUCAUUAAAAAAUGAAUCAGUAAUAAGUUUCAAGUUAAUAGUAGCAACGUUGUGUUUACGUUGCGAUUUAUUUAAACCAUUCGUAUCGAAUUUAUCGCAUCGUGAUGUAUAUUUAUUUGUAUCGAGAUUCGAACAGUUGAUAUUUCUUCGAUAAAUGUAAUACUUUAAUUAGGUGUGUAGAUGGGAAUUAUCCGAAUUAAAAAAUGUGCCUGAAUUUUGUUACGUGUACGUUCGAGUUAUGUUGAACCUGUGUAAUCUCUUUCAUUUUUUCUGUUCCAAUUUUCUGCUGUUUAAUUAUCAAAUCCUCUUUGGCGUAACAAAAAAUAGCGUAACGUGUACGGCGUAUGAAUUAACACUGGGUACAAAUGCAACGGAUGUUAAUACUGAUAAUGCAUCCGACUGUUGGAUGGAUGAGUGCAUGAGAGGAGAUAUAUUGCGUGACUGGACAUUUCUGGCCAAUGUAUCAACAGCGAUGAGAAAGUGUCAAAAAUGUUUUUGUCCACUUUGUGCGAAUUAUUGCACUCAACGCACAAUAUACUCUACGUACGCCCACGUUGGUGUGAACGUACAUCCAAUUAACACAAUGUAUGGUUAUUUAGAGUCUCUGCUAUCUCUCACAUCCCAAUGAUAGGGGGGAGUGGCUAAUACCAUUUAUAUACCAAUAAAGAAGUACUGACUGUAGUCGAUUAUCACGAGAAUUGUCGAGUCCAUUCGAGUCCAGUGCCUCGGACUCGACUAAUUCGAAUUUCGGCUCUUGACGGAAACACGGAGUUACUCAUACUGAAAAUAUAUCUGGUCUAUGGCAAAAACGCUUUGAAAA